Messenger RNA from Triticum urartu, 1835 nucleotides. The record is from RefSeq and is a predicted model, not a curated record. NCBI's taxonomy places the organism in Eukaryota, Viridiplantae, Streptophyta, Magnoliopsida, Poales, Poaceae.
GGCUCGCUCGGAAUUCAGCACAAGUCGGAAUCUUUGUCGAGUGCCAGUCCGUGUUGUAGCACUAGAAGCGCCCUGGGAAUCGGAUUCAGUCCAUAUCCGUAUUGUUCUUGGGCUCAGAUUUGCUUCUCCUACUGGAAUUUGAAUCGGCUGGUGAUCUAUCUGUAUAUAAGUAUCGCCAGGAGCCAGCCUUUCCUCUGCAGAAAUUUGCGUUCAACUUACUGAAUUUUUGUCAGUUUGGCCCAAGCUGAAGAUAUCUGCAGAGACUCUGCUCCAAUGGAGUCAUGUAGUGUUGCCAGGAUAAUGAGCUUAGGGAAGCUUGCUAUACACAGGACGUAUUUGUGCACCCUAAUCUUCAGAAAUUUGCCAAAGCUGCUAGGCUUCACUCCCAGUUCACUGAAGAAAUUCUGCAAAGCUGAACAUGUUGAGCUACAACUGACCAAGAAGACUACACUGGGCACACUGCCGGAGCUGCCUCCGGACAUCUUGAUGGGUAUCUUUGCCACCCUUGAGAUCCCUGACCUCGUGCGUGCCGGCUCUGUCUGCUCCUCCUGGCGCUCCGCAUACACAAGCCUACGGAGCCUUGGGCAGUACAAACUCCAGCAGACGCCAUGCCUCCUCUACACUUCCGAAUCCGCUGGUGAGAGUGUUGCAUGCCUCUACAGCCUCGCGGAGAAGAGGUCGUACAAGUUAACUCUCCCGGAGCCGCCUAUACGCACUAGGUGUUUGAUCGGGUCCUCACAUGGCUGGCUGGUAACUGUUGACGACAGAUCUGAGAUGCACCUUGUCAAUCCCAUCACAUGUGAACAGAUUGCUCUCCCAUCAGUGAUCACCAUCGAGCAGGUGAACCCCAUAGUUGAUGAGUAUGGUGCUCUCCACAAGUAUGAAUUCUCAUGGCACAGUGGAGCCCGUGGUGUUUAUAGCUCGCCAUCAAUCUUCGCUCUUGACAAGCUGCGGCAUGAACUCCACUAUAAAGCAUUUGUUUUCCCUGAUACAUCCACUGGAAGCUACAUUGUCGUGCUCAUCCAUAAUCCAAUGCGUCAGCUCUCUUUUGCAAGGGUUGGGGAUGAUAAGUGGACCUGGUUGCCACCUUAUGAUGACUAUAGUGACUGCACUUACAAGGAUGGCUUGUUGUAUGCUGCAUGCACUUACAAGGGAGAACUUCACACCUUUGAUCUUAGUGGCCCUGUGGUCACAAGGAAGACGAUUAUAAGCACACCCAGGGAGUACGACUGCGAGUACAUGUACGUUGUUCAAGCUCCAUGGGGUGGUCUGCUACUUAUAUGGAGGAUCUUUGAGGAUCAUAAUGUAAAACCUGAACCUGGGGCAUCUGUGUUUUGGAACACUACGCAAUAUAGGAUAUAUGAAUUUGACGCUGCUGGAAGUGAACUUAAGGAAAUCAAUUGCUUGCGUGACCAUGUGUUGUUUCUUGGGCAUAAUCAAUCACUUUGUCUUGGAGCUGAAGAAUAUCCGUCUCUCAGGGCAAAUCAUGCCUACUUCACCGAUGAUAAUUCUUUAUGGGCAUGUGGAUUGACGAAUAAUCACCGUGAUAUGGGAGUUCUCAACUUGGAUGAUAACAGCAAGGAGGACCUUGUGUCUCCGCAGCUUUGGUCAAACUUUCCGGCCCCAAUGUGGAUUACACCUGAUCUUCGAAAGAUGAACUUGGCUUCAGGGGGAGAUUGAAGAAAACAGAUCGAUGGAUUCAAUGAAGCAACUAAGAUAUGGCUAGCCUGUACCUAGUUGGCUCUGAAUAAAUAGUUUUGAGUUUUAUCUGCUUGCAUAUGUUAUAAUCUUGUAAUUCUCCAAAGUUUAAUUGAUUUAUGUUCUUGUUCUUAUCA